AUGGAACAGGGUCGCACACCUGAUUUUUAUCAAUUUUGGGAUGAGUUAAUGACUGAACGAUUAAAAUAUCACGGAAGGCAACUACGCUCAUCUUACAGAGAGGAGGGAACGUAUUCGGGCAAGCGUUCCAAUAGCACAUUAUGUUCCGAUCAAAUUUCUCGUAGAGGCAAAAAAGGAAAUUCGAAUGUCGGAAUCAUCAGCGACGAUGUUAUAGAAAUAACCAAAGCUGUAUACCAACAACAUACGGAUAAGAAUCAAGAAAUCCAAAAAGAAGGAUCUGAUUCAAUUUCUCUUGCAGAAGUUGAGGAGAACGAAGUCAUUGAAGUAGAUGCGAUAUCGAAGUUAAU
This is a messenger RNA of Dentiscutata heterogama, 347 nucleotides long. The record is from the annotation of a GenBank genome assembly. Lineage: Eukaryota; Fungi; Glomeromycota; Glomeromycetes; Diversisporales; Gigasporaceae.